AUGAAGAAGGCAGAACAGCUUCUCAUUAAAAAGUGUCAACAGGAUUCUUUCUCUUCCGAAUUAACCUUAUUAAAACAAGGUAAGUCGUUACCACCUACAAGUCGUCUGUUACAAUUAACGCCUUAUAUUGACGACUCGGUUAUUUUACGGUCUGAAGGUCGUAUCGACAGAGUAGUAGGUGUUGAACACGCUACUCGAAGGCCCACCAUUUUAGACGGUAAGCACAGAAUAACACGCUUAUUAGUUGAGCACUAUCACCGACUAGCACUUCAUGGAGCCAAUGAACUUGUCGUGAACGAAUUGAGGCAGCAGUUUUGGAUUUUAAAGCUUAGACCAACUGUGCGCUCAAUAGCUUCGCGUUGUUUAUUCUGUCGUUACAGACGCGCGGAUCCACAGCCACAACGUAUGGCUGACCUUCCAGCUGAAAGGAUGCAACAUAAUAGGCGUCCAUUCAGCUAUUCAGGCGUGGAUUUCUUCGGCCCUCUCGAGGUCACUGUCGGUCGUCAGCGACAUAAACGAUAUGGCAUGUUAUUUACUUGCCUCACUGUUAGAGCAAUUCAUAUUGAGCUGACAGUGGAUCUCUCGACUGACUCUGUUAUAAUGGCCCUUAGACGCAUGGCAUCUCGACGAGGCAUGCCAACUGUCAUAGUUUCUGACAACGGCACUAAUCUGAGAGGGGCUGACAACGGAUUGAAACGGAGCUUGGCAGAUCUCAACAGCGAUGCCUUGCGUGACGAUGGAACCAUACGCGGAAUCGAAUGGAAAUUCAUUCCUCCUGGAGCUCCCGAGAUGGGCGGCUCAUGGGAACGGAUGAUCCGUACAGUAAAAACUGCAUUAAGAGUAAUCUUAAAAGAGCGCGCCCCACAUCCCGACACUUUAGCUACUUUAUUAGCGGAAGUGGAGGGACUAGUAAAUAGUCGUCCAAUCACACACGUGUCAUCUGAUCUUAAUUAUCCGGAAGCGUUGACACCUAAUCAUUUUUUGAUAGGUACUUCCUCAACUAGUCCAUGUUUCGGCAAGUACAAUGACACUGAUCUGCAAUUAAGAAAACGUUGGCGAGUGGCACAACGGUUGGCGGAUAUGUUCUGGGCCCGUUGGCUAAAAGAAUAUUUACCAAGCUUGGUCCCUCGUCAAAAAUGGACACAAGAAUGUAGGUGUUUACAAGUAGGUGAUUACGUCAUUAUUAUAGAACCUAAUCUAGAUCGUAACUGCUGGCGACAUGGUAUAGUGAGUGCGACCCACGCAGGCGCGGACGGGCGAGUUCGUGUUGUUGAUGUGCGUACACGUACGGGUUUGAUUCGCCGGCCGGUUACACGCGUCGCUGUACUAUCCCCACGGGAGGAUAGUGCUAACCAAGUUAGCACUAAGGAGGCAGUGUAA
Messenger RNA from Achroia grisella, 1380 nucleotides. RefSeq lists its product as uncharacterized. The record is from RefSeq and is a predicted model, not a curated record. Gene Ontology annotation, biological process: DNA integration. Bases 1 to 1380 code for a protein of 459 amino acids. Lineage: Eukaryota; Metazoa; Arthropoda; Insecta; Lepidoptera; Pyralidae. Gene Ontology annotation, molecular function: nucleic acid binding. The transcript has a single exon.